Linnemannia hyalina is the source of this 3498-nucleotide messenger RNA. NCBI's taxonomy places the organism in Eukaryota, Fungi, Mortierellomycota, Mortierellomycetes, Mortierellales, Mortierellaceae. The record is from the annotation of a GenBank genome assembly.
AUGACAAGCUACAAGAGCGCACAUGCGUUCGAGAACAUGCACGCAAGUGGCCUCCCAGGGAGACCGCCUCUGCCAAAGAACGCCGCUCCAAACUUCUCCAUCGGAUCCUCCUCUGGUAACAACAACUCUCAUAAUAACAACAACGAUACCACCUACGAAGGAACACCCACGACCAUAGGAAGGAAACGAUCCGACUCGACCACCUCGACAAACUUCUUUGGCCACCAGUCCUACUCUCACCCUCACUCGAUCGGACAGCACUCCUCUCAGGCCGCCUUCUCCACCUCCUUCGUCCGCGAACAAUCUCUUGCCCUUGGAAAUCUCGAACGGCGGCAGUCCUUUGACUCUGAGGCUAUCAUCUCCCCAGGAAACAACAGCAACAACAACAACAACUCGAGUAGCCUUUCUUGGGCCUCCAACACCAACUCUACUAGCACCCCUUCUGGUCACCAGUCCAACAACAACAAUGUCAACAACAGCGAUGCUGCCUUUGGCCAUCGUCUGCCUGCGAACAGCACUAGCAACAUCAACAACAGAAAGAGGGACGGCGCCGACCGAAGCCCACCUAGUGGCCUGAGCUUAUUGCUCAAGACCAAGGAACAGGAAGAUUCCAAAGACAAGAACCCUUCUUCGUCCAGAUCCAAUGAUACCAGCACUGCUUUUGGAACCGGAACUGGAUCCCCCGGUCGCAAACAUGGCUCCCUUUCACCUCCUCCAGCUCCCAUCGAAACCAAGCAAAUCGGAUUCAAUCGAUCCAAACUUGCGAACGGGGAAGUCUCCUUUGGAGGAGAAUCGUCCGCUCCGGCCUCAGAGACAGAUCGUCUGCUCUCACGUCAUCCUGCAGAUCAGGCACAGUCGACUUCCGCUUCUCAGGGUUACAACACCAUCACCCCUCCCGCCAACAGACCCCUCGACGAACAAGACGAAGAAACACUCGCUUCCGUCUGGAAUGAAUUUCGCUCAACAAAGUGGACUUGCAAGGUCGCCACGCAAAAGUUUGUCUACGACCCUCUUGGCUACAUCCCUGCUGUCAUCCUCGGUCUCUUGCUGAACCUCCUGGAUGCUAUUUCUUAUGGUAUGAUCAUCUUUCCUCUGAACGUGGCUCCAUUCCAGGAUCUCGGCCCCGAUGGUAUCUCAAUGUUCUUUGUCAGUUGCAUUAUCUCUCAGCUGGUCAUCUCUCUCGGUGGAAGUGCCUUCAAGGGAGGCAACGGUAGCAUGAUGAUCGAGGUGGUGCCAUUCUUACAUAUUAUGGCAGAAACUGUUGUUGCAAGAGUUGGUGCUGAGAACAGGGAUGCAGUUUUGGCGACGACCAUUCUGGCGUAUGCCCUGAGUUCAUUGAUGACUGGUGCCGUCUUCAUGGCCCUCGGAUAUUUCAAGCUGGGCUCUUUGAUCGCCUUCUUCCCCCGUCACAUCCUGGUCGGAUGCAUUGGUGGUGUCGGUUGGUUCUUGAUCGUUACUGGAUUCGAGAUCUCGUCGAGAAUGACAAGAGAGUUCACCUACUCCUGGGAGACCUUCAAGUUCCUCUUCUUUGACCACCAUGUCUUUGCCCUCUGGUCCACAGCCUUUGGCGCUGCUCUCAUCCUCCGCGUCCUCCAGCAUAAGAUCAAACAUCCCUUUUUGGUCCCUACCUUUUUCAUGGUCGUCCCCGGCAUCUUCUACGCUGUUGUGUGGGUGUUUGGAUUGGACUGGGAGAUGCUUCGUACUCAGGGCUGGGUCUUCCCCUUACCUGAGGGCCAUGCUCCUGGCUGGCAAUUCUACAGCUACUUUGAUUUGGAAAAGACGAACUGGGGCGCCAUUCUGGAGACUGUUCCUGCUAUGCUGGCCUUGACUUUCUUUGGUAUUCUCCAUGUCCCCAUCAAUGUCCCCGCCUUGGGUGUUUCGACCGGUCGUGACAAUGUCGACACCAACAGAGAGUUGAUUGCUCACGGUUGGUCCAACAUGAUCAGUGGCGGAAUGGGAACAGUUCAAAACUACCUCGUCUACACCAACUCGCUUCUCUUUAUCAAGUCGGGAGGUGACAGUCGUGUUGCUGGUACCAUGUUGGCUGCUGCUUCUGUCGCUAUCUUCUUGAUCGGCCCAUGGAUUGUCGGAUACAUUCCUGUCAUGGUCGUUGGAUCCCUCAUUUUCCACUUGGGUAUGGAUCUUGUCAAGGAGGCCCUCUGGGACACCUGGGGUCUGGUCCACCAUCUGGAGUACUUGACCAUUGCCUUGAUUGUCAUCGCCAUGGCUGCGUUCGGUUUCGUCGAGGGCAUCUUCAUGGGAAUCCUUUUGGCCUGUGUCUUCUUUGUGGUCUCCAACUCGCGCAAGGAGGGAGUUCGAUUCUCCUGCACCGGCGAGAGUGCCAAGAGUACAGUCCGUCGUGUGUACAGACAGCAAAAGUUCUUGAGACAGGUCGGACGCCAAAUCUACAUCUUCAAGUUGCAGGGCGAUAUGUUCUUUGGAACUAUUAAUCAGGUCGAAAAGGAGAUUCAGGAUGUCUUUUCCAGGAGACGCUGGAAGGACAACCCCAUUCAAUUCCUUGUUCUGGAUUUCUCGCUGGUCCGCAACGUCGACUUUUCGGCUGCUGAGGGCUUUGGAAGAAUCCGCAGAGCUGUCCAACGUUAUAACGUCUGCUUGGUCUUGGCUGGAUUGGAUGAGGAGGGCGAGGUCGGCAAGGCUCUUCAUAUGGUCGGUGUCUGGGGUGCUGGUGCCGGAGCUGGUUUGGGCGAGGGUCACGGACAUGGACAUGCUGCCACUGGCGAGGACAAGUACCCUACUCAAAGCUUCCCUGGACUGAGCGAGGCAUUGGAGUACUGCGAAAAUUGUCUUUUGGAGAGCUACUACCGCACUCGGGAGUCGACUCUGGAAAUGGCCAAGCGCAAGCGAUUGAUGGAGGUUGCCAACCAGGACGACAGCAGCGAUGUACUUUCGCCCGAUUCAGAGGCGACCCACUUUUUCUCUGAGCACAUGGAAAACUCGCCCCGCAAGAGCCACCUCUUCGAAGCCGCCCGCAAGACUCUCCACGCUAAUGAGCGGCCGUUCCCUCUUCCUAUCAACUUGCAACAGCCUGUGCCCUCGCUGUUGGCAGCAUUCCACGACACGCGCGAGAACUCCGUUGACUUUUUCUUGAGACUCAGCAUGUACUUCGAGCGGAGAACAGUGCUGGCAGGAACGAUCCUUUGGCGCCAAGGCGGUGCUCCUACGGACGGUAUUUAUUUGGUUGAGGACGGUACUUUGCGGUCAGUGCAGGAGUUCCAGGACAGCGGAGCUAUCCGGAGGAGUGUUGAGGUGGUGUUGCCAGGCACGAUUUCUGGUGAGCUGGGAUUGUUCACGGGCAACAACCGGAUGUCAACCGUUGUCUCUGAAACGGAUGGUAUCCUCUGGGGAUUGAGCCAGGAGCGUUUCCAGAAGAUGGUCAAGGACGAUCCUACCCUUGCUGUGGAGUUCAUGCGCGUCGCCAUGAGCUACUCUGCUGAGCGACUCAACACGAUGACUGCCUAUGCCUUCAGUCUUAGCUAG